AUGGAUCGCAAGGCCGAGCUUGAAAAGAAGAGAAAGAAGUUAGAGGAGCUCAGAAAAGCCAAGGAACUGAAGAAGCAGGCGAAAGAGGCAGAGAAAACUGUUUCGCACUUGACAGUAGAUGAUGGUCCAGUCGAUGAACUGGCUAGAGAACGUCAAGAUGUUGGUCUGUUAGUAGAUUCUUUGAUUGGAGAUCAGCCAGUGACCGGCGCCUCAUCUGCAGCAUCUGGUGGAGAAAUUGCCGAGAGAUCUCCAGAGCCUCGUUCUGGAGCAGUUAGCGCCGAGCCUACGGAAUCUCUAGCUAGUCGCUUGUCUCGACUGACAAUCUCAACUGCUGUCCAAACAAAUAUUCCUCCAAUUGAACAGGUUUUUUACACAAAGGAGACACAAACAAUAGAAACUUCAUUUGGAGACGAUGAGGAGGAGGAAGAUGAGAUUUUGCCUGCUGUACAGUCUCAACAUUUUGACCUGGAAGCUGUUGACAGAUCACAAGAGCCACAACAACACAGAGAUGCGGAACAAAGGAAUAUACCAGAGUUAAGUGAAGAUGACAAACGUCAGAUAUUGUCUUCUGAAGACUUUGUAAGAUUUUUUGAUCGAGCAUCUCGUCUUGUAAUGAGAGCACUUGCAGACACAUCUGACUUUACAAAAGAUUAUGCAAAGGAAGGAAAAGAAGAAGGAGAAAGUGAUUCUGGAGCUGAUCGUCUGACUUUCUGUCAGUCUUUUGUUGAUGAGCAUUGGUCUCGUCAUCGUGGCGUAAUGCGUCUGGAUUGGUCUACUCAACAUCCUGAGUUACUUCUUGCAGCAUACAAUACGAAUGAGGAAGCACAUCAUGAUCCAGAUGGAGUAGCUCUUGUAUGGAAUACAAAAUGGAACACUCAGACUCCAGAGUACAUUUUUCAUUGUCAGUCUGCUGUUAUGUCUGCAACAUUUACAAAUUUCCACCCCAACCUCGUAAUUGGAGGAACAUAUUCUGGUCAGAUUGUUUUAUGGGAUAACAGGUCAUCUAAAAGGACCCCAGUACAGAGGAGUCCUCUCUCAUCUAAUGCACACACGCAUCCUGUAUACUGUGUUGCUGUUGUUGGGACUCAAAAUGCUCAUAAUCUGAUUAGCACUUCAACUGAUGGCAAAUUAUGUUCAUGGAGUCUUGAUAUGUUGUCGCAACCUCAGGACAAGCUUGAACUUCAAUAUCAGACCAAAUCUGUAGCUGUGACAUGUAUGGACUUUCCUCCUGGUGAAAUCAAUAGUUUUGUUGUUGGAAGUGAGGAAGGUUCUGUGUUUAUGGGCAGCAGACUUGGAGUUAAAGCUGGAAUCUCUAACCAUUUUGAUGGGCAUUUUGGACCUAUUACUGGGAUUGAUUUCAACUCUUCUGCUGGAAGACACGACUUCAGUCAUUUGUUUCUUACGUCAUCAUUUGACUGGACAGUAAAGUUGUGGAGUGAAAAGCAUUCCAGUCCUCUACAUUCUUUUGAAGACAGCGGCGACUACGUUUUUGAUGUGCAGUGGUCACCUAUUAAUCCAGCUUUGUUUGCUGCAAUUGACGGUACAAAGCGUCUGGACUUGUGGCAUAUCAACAGAGACAUUGAGGUUCCUUACUGCAGUGAAACACUAGACUCUGUUGCUGCUCCUAAUUGUGUGAGAUGGUCUAAGAAUGGAACAACAUUGGCUGUGGGGGAUGCUGACGGAAAGCUACACAUGUACACCGUUGGAGAGCAUAUUGCACAGCCCAAGAGUGAUGAAUGGUCUUACUUGAGGAACGCGUUGCAAGAAAUGCAGACGAGAGCCAUGCAGCCUAUGGAAACGAGUCUUACUCCUCACACGCCUUUGUAACACUAUUCUUAAUUAAUUAGUUAGGCUUAUACUAUGGAUAAUGAAAGUUGCAAUGUUAGUGUUGCAAUAAUUGACUGUUCGUUUUAAGCUUAGUGAGCAAAUAUGUUUAGAGUGGUUCUGUAGGAUCGAUACUCGAUCAUGCAGUGUGGAAAAUAACUUACUAUAAUAGAUG
This is a messenger RNA of Corticium candelabrum, 1999 nucleotides long. RefSeq names its product dynein, cytoplasmic 1, intermediate chain 2a-like. Gene Ontology annotation, molecular function: dynein heavy chain binding; dynein light chain binding. Gene Ontology annotation, biological process: transport along microtubule. NCBI's taxonomy places the organism in Eukaryota, Metazoa, Porifera, Homoscleromorpha, Homosclerophorida, Plakinidae. The transcript is spliced from 16 exons. Gene Ontology annotation, cellular component: cytoplasmic dynein complex. The coding region runs from base 1 to 1827 and encodes 608 amino acids. The record is from RefSeq and is a predicted model, not a curated record.